Molecule: messenger RNA, 4308 nt
Organism: Prorocentrum cordatum
Lineage: Eukaryota; Dinophyceae; Prorocentrales; Prorocentraceae
Source: the annotation of a GenBank genome assembly
AUGGAGUGCCCCACCGCCGUGGCCGACGGGGCCCCGUGGCGCGGCGCCGCCGCUGGGGGGGCGACGGCCCCCCGCGGGGGCGCCGCGGGCCAGUACGGCGCCGCCCCGCGGCAGUCGCUGCGGGCGUGCAUGCGCGUGCUCCUGCGGAAGCACCUGGUGCUGGGCUGGAGGCGCGGGCGUGUCGGCAGCAUCCUCGGCUGGGCUGCGGUCAUCGUCUUCGUUCCGCUGAUGAUCUGGUCGCAGCUCAGCUCGGGGUCCGAGGAGUCUGCUCGCCAGAUCCUGUGCAUGAGCCUGCUGCCUCUGCUCGGGGUGCUCUUGAUGCUCGGGAUCUUCACCCAAUUCGUCGUGGAGGUCGUCACGGACAAGGAGCUGAAGAUGCGGUACGUGCAGCAAGUGGCUGGGGUCUCGACCUCCUCGUACUGGCUCUCGUACUACUCGUAUUAUUUCUUCCUGACGACCUUCUGCGCGGCAGUGUACCUGAUCUGCGUCAUGGCGAUCGCGCCAUUUUACAAGCACUCGAAUGGCCUUCUCAUGCUGCUGGUCAUACUGGCGGCGUUUCUUCAGACCUUCUUCGUGGCUAUGAUGAUCAGCGCCGUGCUCUGCCGGGCCCGCACGGCGUCUGUGGUCUGCGGCAUGAUCGGCGCGCUGACCGUGGUGUUCUCGUACGUCGUGCUGCCACAGAUCAGCAGCACAAGCGUCGCCGUCUAUCUCCUCGAGGGCCUCAUCCCCUUCGUCGCGCCACUCAACCUGCUGAACGCGGUCGGCGCCCUGGAGGCCACUGGCCGCGGGCUCACCUUCGGCAGCUGGGGCGCGCGGAUCUCGGCCUCCAGCGCCCAGACGGGGUCGCAGCAGGUUCACCUCGCGGCCGGCGCGCAGCUGCUCAUUCUGCUCGUCGACACAGUGAUCUACGGGCUGCUGGCCACCUGGCUGGACCAGGUCUACCAGGGCGAGUUCGGGGCUGCGCUGCCGUGGAACUUCUGCCUCCGGCCGGCCUACCUGUGCCCCGGGCGCCGCCCGGCGGCGGAGCGGCGGGCGGAGGAGGAGUCGGGCACCGCGCCCGCGCUGGAGCUUGACAGGCUCGUCAAGGUCUUCGGGAAGCACCGGGCAGUGGACGGCAUGAGCCUCGAGGUCCGCCGCGGCGAGAUCUUCGCGCUCCUGGGCCACAACGGGGCGGGGAAGACGACCGCGAUCAACUGCAUCACGGGCAUGCUCCCGGCCACCUCGGGCGUGGUGCGCGUGUGCGGCGUGGACGUGUCGGCCGAGCUCCAGGAGGCGCGCAGGCACCUCAGCGUCUGCCCGCAGGACAACCCGCUCUACCUGGAGUUCUCCGUCGACGAGCACCUGGCAUUCUUCGCGGCUCUUCGGGGCGUGCCGCCCGCGCAGGCCCAGCAGGAGAUCGACGCGGCUCUGGUCGCGCUGGGGCUCACGGAGAAGCGCGCGGCGCGGGUGCAGACGCUGAGCGGCGGGCAGAAGCGUCGGCUGUGGGUCGCCACGAGCAUCCUGGGGACGACCCCUGUGGUCUUCCUGGACGAGCCCACCUCUGGUAUGGACCCCGCCAACCGCCGGAAGCUGUGGGACAUGCUGGUUCAGAUGAAGAAUCGCGGCAGGACGGUCCUCUUCACCACGCACUACCUGGACGAGGCGGACGUGCUGGCGCAGCGGAAGGCGGUCCUGGACAAGGGCAAGGUCUGCGUCGUGGGCACGUCCAUGGACCUGAAGCACACCUUUGGCGUCGGCUACCACCUCCGGGUCGUCGGCCGCGCCGCCCCUGAGGGGGACCGCCCCCCGCUGCAGGAAGCAGCGCUGUGCGCGCUGGUGCGGCAGCACGUUCCCAGCGCCUCCCAGGAGGCCGGGCCCGGGCUGCUGCGCGCCGGGGGGCCCGAGGAGGGCAGGAGGGCCGGCCAGAGCUGCUUCGUGCUCCCGUACCGCGAGGCGGGCAGGCUGGGCCAGCUGCUCCAGGACCUGGAGGGCCGGGCCGAGGAGCUGGGCGUGAGCGACUACGUCGUGGAGGCGACGUCGCUGGAGGAGGUCUUCCUGGCCCUCGGCCAGGGCGGCGGCGGCGGCGCGGCGGAGGCGGCGGAGGCCGGGGCGGCGGAGGCCCUGUCGCUGGCGAGCCCGAGCGAGCGCGUGCCGGUUACCUGGUCAGAGGGCGCCCUGGCCGUGUUCCUGCUGCGGUGGAGGCAGGUGCUGCAGCGGAAGCGGUCGCUGUGCGCGACGUUCCUGGUGCCGCUCGCGCUGAUGGUCUUCACCGCGUGGUCGAGCGCCAGGCCUCAGGCGGGCGGCGACGCCGAGGAGAGCCAGCAAGGGCUGACGGGCGCUGGCAUCGGCAUGACGAUGACGGUGUGCCUGGCGAUCGCGCUGCCGUACUUUGCGACCGUGCUGGUGGUGGACCGGUCCAACCGGUGCACCUACACGGCGACGUCGCAGGGCCUGCCUUGGUCUGCGUUCUGGGCGGGCACCCUGCUGAGCAACUACCUCCACUUCCUGCUCCUGGCGCUCGUGACCCCGGUCGGCCUCGCAGCCUUCCAGGCGCCGUUCUAUGGGGAGCCGGAGCGGCUGGGGCAGGUGCUGCCCGCGGUGCUGUGGGCGCCGGUGCCGAUGCUGCUCUUCGCGUACUCGGUGUCGCGGCUCUUCUCGUCAGCGGAGGCCUGCUCGAAGUUCAUGCCGGGCGUCAGCCUGCUGGCCUCCGUGCUCCCCUUCCUCGCCGUGUACAUCAUGGCCUUGCUGGGCGUCGUGUCGCAGACCAGCGCCGCACAUGAUUGCGAGCGUGACCUCGGCGAUAGCGACGUCGAAUGUCAGGCGGGCCUAGACUUCGGCAAGACGAUGCACCGGUGGGCCGUGGCCUUGCACUGGUUGAUGUCCUUCGUGGACCCCUACUACUGUCUGCCGGGCACCUUCUUGGCCAUCGGGCUCAGCAGCAUUCCCGACGAUCCCGUGCCCGGACUGGCGCUCAGCAUAGACGUUGGAUUCCCAGCCAUUGCAGGCAGCGCCCCAGCCGUGCCCCUCCUGGGCUCGCUGGCGAUCUCCGCGCUCCUGGCCCUGUCGCUCACCUGCGACGCCGCCAGCGCCCGCCAGGCGCUCGCCGCCCUCCGCGGGCGGCUCUGCGGCGCCGGGCGCUCGAUCAAGCAGCCCGGCCUCGGCAAGGGCGGGGCGUCGCCGGCCGCGGGCGGCCCGGGCGGCGGGCGCAGUGCGUCCGCGCUCCCCGACGAGGAGGAGUCCGGGGUCGCCGCAGAGGAGCAGCGCGUGGCGACCACAGACCCUGGCGCGCACGCCGUGGCCUACCGCGGCCUGGUGCACACGUACAACGCCGGCUCCCGGCGGGAGGUUCGCGCGGUGCGCGGCAUCUCCCUCGCCGUGGGGCGUGGCGAGUGCUUCACCCUGCUGGGCCCGAAUGGCGCGGGCAAGACGACCACCCUGGACGCGCUCACGGGGGCCAUCUGCCCGCCCACGGCCGGCGAGGUGAGCAUCGGCGGCCACAGCCUCGCGGCGGGCCCCGGGAGCAGGCUGCAGGCCCUGAGCAGCCUGGGCAACUGCCCCCAGGUGGACCCCCUCUGGCCCUCGCUGACCGGCCGGCAGCACCUGCUCUUCUACGCGAGGGUCAAGGGCCUGCCCGCCCACCUCCGGGCCCCGCAGGCGGACGCGCUGCUCCGGGCCCUCGGCUUCUCGGCCUUCGACGCGGACAAGUGCACGCAGGGCUACAGCGGCGGCAUGAAGCGGAAGCUUUCGCUGGCCAUCGCGCUCAUCGGCUCCCCGCCGACGCUUCUGCUGGACGAGCCCUCCGCCGCGGUCGACGCGGCCGCGAAGCGCCACCUCUGGAGGGUGGUGCAGCAGCGCGAGCGGAGCCAGACCGUCAUCCUGACGACCCACUCCAUGGAGGAGGCCGAGGCCCUCAGCGACCGCCUGGCCAUCCAGGUGCGCGGGAGACUGCGCUGCGUCGGCACGCCGGACCACAUCAAGAGCACCUACGGGGCGGGCUACCAGCUGGAGCUGCUGGUCGGCGGGGGCCUCGCCGGGUCGGGGCCGGCGCCGGAGGUGGAGCGCUUCGUCGCGGGUCUGUGCCCCGCCGCGCGGCUGCUGGAGCACCACGAGGGCAGGUACCUGUUCCAGCUGCCCCUGCUGAAGGCCGUCGGCGUUUGCCCGGGGGAGCUCAGCGUCGCGCGGCUCUUCCUCCACAUGCAGGGGGCCCCCGGCGCCAUCGGGCUCCAGGACUACUCCAUCUCCAGGCCCAGCCUGGAGCAGGUCUUCCUGCGGUUCAGCAGGGAGCAGGAGGAGGCCGAGGCCGAGGCCGCCGCCUCCCCGAGGGCGUGA